Alnus glutinosa is the source of this 855-nucleotide messenger RNA. Its product is annotated as norbelladine synthase-like. Lineage: Eukaryota; Viridiplantae; Streptophyta; Magnoliopsida; Fagales; Betulaceae. The record is from RefSeq and is a predicted model, not a curated record. Gene Ontology annotation, cellular component: nucleus; cytoplasm. Gene Ontology annotation, molecular function: signaling receptor activity; protein phosphatase inhibitor activity; abscisic acid binding. Gene Ontology annotation, biological process: defense response; abscisic acid-activated signaling pathway. Bases 40 to 579 code for a protein of 179 amino acids. The transcript is spliced from 2 exons.
ACAAUAAAGUCAUAAAGCUCUGAGGAAAAAAUAAGAAAUAUGCACGGCCAACUUUCACAGGAUACACAAGUAGGGGUGCCUGCUAGCUUGGUGUGGGAUGUCUACCGUGGCCUUCAGAUUGGAAAGCUCAUCGACGAGCUACUGCCUCAUGUGGUUGGCCGGGUGGAACUUGUGGAAGGUGAUGGCGGUGUCGGAACAAUCCUCAAAGUUACCUUUCCACCAGGAACUCCUGGAGCAAGCUAUUUGAAGGAAAGAUUUACAAAAAUUGAUGAUAACAAGCGUAUAAAGGAAACAGAGGUUUUUGAAGGAGGAUAUAAAGACCUGGGGUUUCAUCUUUACCGGAUUCGCCUUGAGAUCAUUGAGAACGGCUCUGAAUCAACUAUUGUCAGAUCAACUAUAGAGUAUGAUGUAGAUGACAAGUUUGCUGAGAAUGCAUCUCUUGUCACCACUAAGUCACUUGAAACUAUAGCAGAAGUUGUUGGGGGGUAUUUAGCUGAGAAGAAAGCCACUGCUCAAUCAGAAUCAGGCAUAUCAAACACGCAUGCACAAGAAGCCACGAACAGUACCAAGCUUAGCUAGUACUGUUGCAUCGUUGAUGACAAGUAGUUAGUCUGGAUCUGAAAUUCUGCAGAUGUAUCAGUAAGAUGAAUGGUAUAUAUAUGCAUCAUCUGUGUAAUAGAUUGCUGAAGCAGGGGAUUCUACAUGAUGACAUGAUGUGGUAGCGACCAUGACCUCCCAGUGGUCAGGACCAAUGUAAAUAUAUGUGCUUCCCCAUUGUGUAAAUUAGAGUUUUACUGCAUCUGCAUGCAAGUCAGUCAUAUAUGAGGCAUAUUGGUCUCACUAGUUUCUGAUGAA